UUGUUCUUUUUUUAUAGCCUUAAUAGACAAGUGUACAGUACCGUACUGCGACUUCAGUGUGGGUGUAGUCCGCGUUUGAUCAAUCAUGCAAUUAUCAUAGGGUGUGUGAGGACUUUUAUCUCUUAUACCAUAGACUAUACCCUAUACUAGACCAUGACUAAGCUCGAAAAUUGACAGAUUUACGUACACUAUCUGUAGCAUUAACAAAUUAAGUUUCUGCGAGGGUCUUUUGUAUCGAUCCAUCAUCUUUUAUAGCAUUGGAGAAGGAACAGGGGAACGGGUUCUCAGCUCAUUAAAUUACAAUCGAACAAGAAAAAAUGGCAUCCGAGAAUCUGAUUCCGCUGGAAUCUAACCCGGAGGUUAUGAACAAAUUCCUUCAGAAGCUGGGUGUACCAAGCAACUGGUCGAUUGUUGAUGUAAUGGGACUGGACUCCGAAAUGCUCUCCUGGGUGCCUCGCCCUGUGUUAGCCGUGAUGCUGCUUUUCCCGAUAUCCGAGAAAUACGAGCAACACAAACAGCAAGAGGAAAGUGAUAUUUUGUCUAAAGGGCAAGAAGUUUCUAGUAAUAUCUUUUAUAUGAAACAAAAUCUAAGCAAUGCUUGUGGAACCAUUGCCUUGGUACAUAGCGUUGCUAACAAUACUGAUAAGAUCCAUCUGAAUGAUGGUGUAAUGAAAAAGUUUCUAGAUGAAGCUAAGGGGCUGGAUGCAGCGGCUCGUGGUGCUCUGUUGGAGAAGACUGAGGGUAUUAUCAAUGCUCAUAAGGAAUUGGCACAGGAGGGCCAAACAAACACUCCUAGCGCUGAAGAUCCUGUUAAUCAUCAUUUCAUUACAUUUGUUCACAAAGAUGGUGCAUUAUAUGAACUGGAUGGGCGCAAGGCUUUUCCGGUUAACCAUGGACCAACAACUGCUGACACUCUAUUAGAUGAUGCAGCCAAAGUUUGCAAUGAGUUCAUUGCCAGAGACCCAGAAGAGGUCCGCUUCACCGUAGUUGCUUUAACUGCUACUGACUGAGCAUUUUAAACUUUUACCAAUUUUUAAACCUACCAUAAUUCAAAAGACUGUAGGUCAUUUUCAAGCAAUGUGCUUCAAAUGUUAAGCUAUAAAGUAUUCUUGUAAUAAAUUUAAUAAAAAAAACUGCAAUGCUAGGCAAGGCAAGCUUUUGUGAUACCAAUUAAAUAUUUAUUUAUA
Molecule: messenger RNA, 1187 nt
Organism: Cydia pomonella (codling moth)
Lineage: Eukaryota; Metazoa; Arthropoda; Insecta; Lepidoptera; Tortricidae
Gene: Uch
Product: ubiquitin carboxyl-terminal hydrolase isozyme L3
Exons: 2
Coding region: 318-1010 (230 amino acids)
Biological process (GO): ubiquitin-dependent protein catabolic process; protein deubiquitination
Cellular component (GO): cytoplasm
Molecular function (GO): cysteine-type deubiquitinase activity
Source: RefSeq, a predicted model, not a curated record